UGAUCAUAGUAUCCACGAUUUGUGAACGAACGUGUCCACUCAACUAGCCUCCCAUCAUUGAUCAGUGAUGCUCGUUGCUACGAUAAACAAUGAGUUGGAAAGAUCAGCCGAUUGAAUCCAAGUGAGCUUGCCCAUAACGGCAAAUCAAAUAAAAGUGAUUGGUGCGUAGUUUUCAAAAUGUCACGAAAAUCGGUUUGCCGCCGAGAAGCGGUUCUAAGAACAACAACAGUUGAAAUCCCAAAUCAAGGCACAAAAUGUGGAGUUAAUAAUUGUUCGUAUGUACAAUGUACUUUCAAUACCUCAAACUUUGUUCGCCAUUUCAAAGCCCUACACCCUCGAGAAUACAAUUUAAUGAAGCUCGGAGAUCCAGUUCCUGAAGACCACCCACCGGAGAAGAAAAAAUGAAGUGAUCCAAUAGUAUCGGUAGCAAUUAGCAAAGCUACGUUUAUUGGAGCGUUGGUCAAACUGGUGACGAUUCACUGUCUCCCUUUCGCCUCGAUGAUGUGGAGUGGGUUUCGGGAUAUCAUAAAUCCGAUAUCCAAUGCUCUGGGUGUUGUAGUGAACAGCCACAACAUGAGAGAUUUUGUGAAUAAUACAGCUCAAAACAUCAAGAAAAUUAUUCGCUCCGAAGUUUCUGAAAAAAUCAUUUGCCUGAAGGUUGAUGCAGCUUCAAAACUGUACCGGAGCGUUCUCGGUGUGAACUGCCAGUAUAUGUUGGAUGGCGUUAUUGAGCUUUUUGAGCGGCAUACUGGCGAAAAUCUUUGCAAAGAAGUGUUCAAGCUCACUACGGAAUACGGUAUCCAAAAGUCGCAAAUCUUUUCCGUAACAGUGGAUAAUGGAGCGAACAUGAUCAAGAUGAUCAAAUCGAUGAACGAAUGUGUAUCCAAGGAAUUUUUUCAAGAAGAUGGUGAACUACCUGACGAUGAAAUUAUAAAUGAAAUGGCAGUUGAUCCAGACGAACUGGAAGCUAUUGAUUAUGCUACGAACAAUCUUAUGGAAAACUUAGAGAAAGUUGUUAUAGAAAACGGCGCGUUAUGUGUGCGAUGCGGGGCACAUACUUUACAACUUGUAGUUAACGAAGUAUGUAAAGCUUUCGAUGAACCUCUAAAAGGAAUCGCUAAAAUCGCCAAAAAACUAAGAUGUGGCGAAUUUAAACGUAUUUUUGAAAUAACGAAGGGUGUAAAGCUUCCUCAUAUACCAGUGAAAACUAGGUGGAAUACUAAUUAUGUAAUGCUGCGGGAUUUUCUGGAGCAAAAAGAAUUUUUCAUCAACCUUGGUUCCCAGUACAAAGAAUCUGAUCUCACUCAAUACUGGCAUUUCAUUGAAAAUUAUGUAGAAGCGUUCGAACCAAUUUACGAAGCGACAAUUAUCAUCCAGAAAAAAGAUUGUUCCCUCAGCGAAUUAUAUUAUCAUUGGCAGAAGGCGUUAGCCUUGUUAGCAUGUUAG
Molecule: messenger RNA, 1446 nt
Organism: Armigeres subalbatus
Lineage: Eukaryota; Metazoa; Arthropoda; Insecta; Diptera; Culicidae
Exons: 3
Coding region: 499-1446 (315 amino acids)
Source: RefSeq, a predicted model, not a curated record